This is a messenger RNA of Hermetia illucens (black soldier fly), 5780 nucleotides long. Its product is annotated as serine/arginine repetitive matrix protein 2. Bases 995 to 5134 code for a protein of 1379 amino acids. Lineage: Eukaryota; Metazoa; Arthropoda; Insecta; Diptera; Stratiomyidae. The transcript is spliced from 7 exons. The record is from RefSeq and is a predicted model, not a curated record.
AUUACACAAAGCUUAAGGAACAGACGGGUGAAAGCUUCGCGCUUCUUCUGUGCUCCAUUACAACAUAAAUAAUUCCAGCGUGUGCACGUAUAGCGAGAAUUGUGUUUUGUGCUGCAGGAUUGCUCUGGCCAUAUCCGCUUUUCCGUACACGAACCAGAAAAGAGUCACUUUCCCUUUGUAACCGACCAGGAAAACGCUACACAAGAAAGUAGCUCCGGAAAAUCGAAGAAUCGUGAUUGUGUCGUUCGAACGUAUUUAGUGCGAGUAUGUGAAGCCACCUCCGCCGUUUGCUUAGUUGGUCUCGCGUCUUGGGAAAAAGGUGGAAAUCGGUCGAUUAGCACGUUUGCUUGUGCAUUUAAGUGCAAAAGUACAAAGCCAUGUCCAUAGUAGUUCUCGUGGCGAAAGUCGAUGGAGAGUAAUCGCGCAGCAGCUACCCUGACGGUCAGUGAAUAGUUCCCAGCUCCCAGUGUUCACAGUGAAAAAGUCCGAAAAGUGCUGAAAUGCAAUUUUCCGAUCCGUUUCCCUAGAAAAGCCACUCGAGGUUGUGUGAUUGAUCGAUAUUUCCGUCAUAAAAUUACGAGAGUACAUAAUAAUAAAUAACAAAAUCGAUAGUGCGAUACGAGAGCAACCGCGUCUACUACAGCCCUCUCGAAGCCUCGUGCCAGGAGCUUCAACGCCGAGCGGAAAAUGGCCUACAAUAACCCAUUUCUCAAGUCGGUCCUAACAUAAAUGUUGAUAAUACAUACCUACAAUAUAUACAUUCUUACAGAACACCCAAAAAAAAGUAAUUUCUUGGCAGUGAAAAUUGUUCGUCCAUGUUUGGCAAAUAAGGAUAACAUUCUGCUUUUACAGCAAAAAUAAAUUAAAGUGUAAAAUGUAAUAAUUCGGCUUCUAAAUAUGAAAGUGAUAGAAAAAUGAUAUAAAUAAAUUGAAGUAAAAUAAAUAAAUUGCCUAAUCUACCUUGACAAAAGGAACACGAAUCAAAGAUCAAAUCAUGGAAUACGAUUUACGCAAGCAGAAAAGAUUAGGUCCAGCGCCAAUUGCUUCUUUCGAGAAGUCCUUUGAGGACAAUAAUACAUCAGGGACGCCAGAGCUAUCUAGACAGGAUGCUGUACAUGUCACGUCAUCAGAUAGUGAUAAACAAAAUAUGGAUUCGGAUAUGAGUGGCCCGACGGCAACAAUCACGAUGACAUCGACCAGAGUCUCAACGGUUACUAUGCCUUCAGGAAGUGCGACACCAACGCGACAGCGACAGCAACAUGACAACAAUACCAGCGAUUCUAGUAAUAGUAAACGACCGCCACCCUUGCAACCUGUAAAUGUCAGCGUUCAGGUUCAAUCCGCCUCCGUGACGGUGAGCGGUAGUGACGCACAAUAUAGCGGUGUCGCAACCCUUGGCGUGAACACCCCAUCAACGCCACGCAUCGACAUCAGCCGGGCAUCGAGCUCAUCGCACCAUGAGGACAGCCGAGAUAGUAGUCCGGAUAAUGUCUUUGAACAGGUCGGAACCGGAACCCUACAGGAAUCUAUUGGUCUGGGCUUUCGUGAGGAGGGUGCCAUGGAUUUACGUAGCUCCACUGAGGAAUUAUACUUUAUGGAUCCUGAGCAGAAAAAGGAAGAACAGGAGAAAUUGCAACAGGCUCGAAAAUCACCUGUCAUCUUCAAGUUUGAUGAACACCAAACGUACCUGCAACAACAUCAAAGAAAGGACUCAGCCAGUUCGGAAGUUGCGGCCCUGCUUUGUAUCUCAGGUCGAACCAGUCGAAUAUCCAGUGUUGGUAGUCAAGGGUCAGCUGUCAGUAGACUAUCUGCCAUUUCUGGUAUUUCCCGAUCACCUUCACCUCAUAAGAUGCUUCUAGAAACUUCGUUCUGUGGACCUAAACCUUUAGAGAAUGUUGUCGAUGGAAGUAUAGUGAGUACAGUCGAACCUCCUACGGCAGAAGUGCUAGAACAAGUGCUUUUGUCCAGAAAACAUGACCCUACGCAGGCGGUAUUUGCUGAAGGUAUCAAAAUAGAAGGCUCUCCUAAACGAAAUCUGGCCAAUGGACAAACAGAGAGAAAACGACUAGAUCAGAAAGAUCAGCCAAAAACGACCAAGUCUACUACAAGCAGUAGGCCUGUAGGCAAAAAAGUUGGAAUUCCAACAGUAGGAACUAGAAAAGAUGGCAGUAAAAGAGUAGUGGGGGCAUUGCCUAGUGGUGCAGAAUAUAUUCGUAUCAACCUUAAGCCAGACUACCUCUACGACGAUAAAGGUGUAGCACCGAACGAACGAGUUGUAGAGAUGUCAAAAUCAGGGGGCCGAACAAAUGAGCAUAGAAAACCGGCAACAUUGAGUAUAGGGCGUGAUGUUAACGCUAUUGAACAGCGGUUGACUCCUAGUUCAAGUCCAAAACCAUCUAGACACCAGACUUUAGCACGAGAUACGGGUGGAAGUCGAUCGCCAUCUCCAGCCACGGUUACUGUGUCUCGAAAAAGUUCAUUUUGUUCGCUGUUCAAACCAAAAGAUUCACCCGACUCACCCCGCGAUCAGUCGAGAUCACGCAGUAAAAGUCGUGACCGAUCAACACCGCAAUCUCAGUCUGGGACUCCCAGCAAACAAAAAUCAGUUCUAGCAAUUUUUAAACCAAGGCGAAGUGUCAGCAAAUCGAAAUGUUCUUCCCCGAUAGACCAUGAUUCGGCUACAGCUCCUCUUGAUGGAAUAUCCCAAGUUGAAUUUAAAUUUAAAUCCGAGCCUAGCAGUACUAAAACUGAAAGUAGAUCUCGUCCACCCAGUCGUUUGCGAUACUACGAUACACCCCUGGAUGGGAAAAGCAUACAUAUUCCGCUACAUACUCCGCCUGAAGAAAAACAGGAUCGUAAGUUUCCUCCGACAAGCAAUGAAUCUAAAGAACCAGAACCUCCGCCUCCAUCGGCAUCUUCGUCAGGAUCGUCACAUCUAACAGCCGACCCAACUCCGCCAACUUCGGCAACAUUACCGCAAGUAGUUUCAGAAACUUCCCUACCUCGCGAGCAGGAGGAAAAACCUCCUGCUCUUCCCAUGAAGGCUCCUAAACUUGCACAACUAGAAAAGACUCAGCGAAUUGUGAAUUUAGAUGCAAUUCAAUCGAUUUUAUCAGACGACAACAGUGAUAGGGAGCGUACCUGGAGCAUGGAGGUUCAGCGGCAUAGCUCGCAGGAGAGUCAAGAAACAGCUAGUAUUGGAAGUUCCAACAGUACGGUAACUCAGAGGCGGAUAUCAAAGACUAACCUUUCUGAUGUGGCCGAGAACCCAUCCAUAGAAAACGGAAUUCCACCAGAACCGAAAGAGCAACCAGUACCGAAUGAAUCAAUGAACCACCAGAACAUUCCUAUAACCAAAGAGAAGAAAAGACUCCUAUUUGCAACCAAGAUUGGCUCUGGGAGCCAAGAACAAAUUUUCAGUACGCAAUUCAGUAUAUCUAAAACUGAGAGCUUAUCCAGUCAACUCUCCGAACAGCAAUCGAUUCCAGGUAGUCCUAAUGCGGAGAACAAACAUCACAACCAGCUUCAUAGAACAGAUACAGUCAUACGACGACCAGAUGACACACAGGUCCCUGCGGUGCAACAACAAGCGGAGGAAUCAAAACCAACUGGUACUACUGCUGCACCUGUGAAACGAAAACCUUCGGCAGAGGAUGUAAAUAAGCCAACAGUCGUAGGAGUUAUAGAGAAGAAAGACUCUUCGGACGAAUUUAAACGGAAAUCCAAAACAUCGGAUGAGGAAGACAGGCGGCCAAUGCCCGCUGCUGUAGUGAUGCGAAAAAAAGAUCAUUCGGCUGAGUCGAAACGUAAAUCAAAAUCAGCAUCUGAGGAAGAUGACAGUACAAAUCGACAUUCUCGUUACAUUGAGUCCUUUGAUGUAAAGAAGGUACUUCCUGAGCUGAAAGCUCAAUCCCGCAAUAGUAGUGAUAGUAGUAUAAAGGAGCGUGAUUCGCGCACCAGCAGUCGAGAGGACCAGGAAUGCAAUACCCCAAUAGCAGCUCCGCAACUACCCCCCAAGGCACCAACCAGUAAAGAGCGUCAAUCUAUGAUGUCCACAACUGACGAUCUAGCUGAAUCAUCCGAGAGUGAACGCGACUCGGAAAUGGAUCCGAAUCGGAUCAAAAGGCAUUUACCGCGCCAUAUUGGCGCUGUCGAGGACCACGAAAGCACCGGCCUUGUAUCGCAAGACUCAUUCGAAGAUGAACUCCCAUAUGUGCCAACUACGCUUCCCGAGGAAAGAGCCUUUGGUGUAUCGCUUAUUCCUAUGAAAGAUCGAGCUAAUAUGGAAGUGAAAACAUGUCCUGUCGAUCGUCCCAGAUCUACAACUCCACUGAACCCUGCUUGUCUUGAAGAGUACUGUGGAAUUGCAGUUCCCGACGAUAACGAACAUGUUCCUAUACGAGGAGAGAAGCUGCGGAUUAGUCUACCCCGGAAGGAUUCAAUAAAAGAUAAAUCGCAUCGCACCAAAUCACCACGACGAGUUUCCAACUCCAGCGGGAAGACAUGGUUUGAGUUCGCCGAACAAGGGAUAGGACGAGUGGGGCCGACAACGAUUACAACACCUACACAAUCCACAACACCUAAUCAGGCUGAUGAAGAGCCUCCACCACCGCUGCCACCACGGAAGCCAUCUAUGUCUUCAGGACAAUGGAUUAACUUUGAAAAUAUCCCAGAAAAACGUAAGCCUCCUAAACGAAUUACAGCUUUACCGAAAGACUCAUCAUUGGAUUUUACGUCCCGGCCAUCAGUACCGAAUUCACAGCCUGUGCAGUACAACUAUGUGAAGCCUGAGGAAUGCCAGUGCGAGUGUCAUGAAGUUGAGAGGGAAAGUCAUAAGUCUAUUGCGAAUGUGGAUUUGUUGCAACAGGGUGAGGACAUGCAACCGCUACUUGAACCUGAUUCACAGGAAGGAAUUGAACCGAGUGAUUCUUCGGUGGAGUAUAGCUACGAGAACGAUGAGGAGCGACCGUUCCAAAUGGAUUUGUCACUAGGACCUCAUGAUAGCAGUUGUUCGAAUUCACAUGAUCCUGACUCACCGGAAAGCAGUAGGCCAAUACUUGACGAUAAUACACCAACACGAUCCAGUAGUAGCAGCGGCAGGAAAAAGAGAUCAAUGGACUAUCAAAAUCCAUAGUGUACACAAUAAUGUUAGCAACAGCGGGUAUUCAAUUCAGCAAUAACACGAAGGAAGAGGUACAUACCAAAAUGAGUUUAGUAUCGUUGCCAAUCCUGAAUUGUUAGACUUUCUUUUAGUUCAUCUUAUCCUUCAGUUUUAGCCUGAAUCAACACUUGUAGUAGUUACAAGCUCAACUGAAGCAACCACAAAAUAGGCAAUAAAUAUAAAGUGUUGUGAGUAAUACUACAAAAUUAAGAUUGCUCAGUAGAAGGUUGGGAGAACUGAUUUUCCAGCAAUAAACAAAGAUGAUGCAAGGUCCUCUGUGUCAAAAUUAAAUUGAAGAACCUCAGAAUUGGAAUUUUCUUCCCAAUUUUGGUGACAGUUCAGUGAAAUGAACCCUUGAAUUAAUACAGCCAAGCAAUUAGCACUGAUGAAGGAUCCAGUUCGCAGUUUGAGAUCCUGAUAAUGUUUCGAGUCCCAUUGAACGUCAGUGGCAAAUUCGUGAGUCCAGAUAAUUUGGUUAGAUUUCGCCCGUUGGUUUUACUAGCCUCUAUUUUUCGUCUGGCUGUUGGAUCUAGCGAUAUUGUUCGCUUUGCUUAUGCUUGAUGUCUCAUAACAGAUUUUGGAACUCCAGGACGUCUGAUGGUCAUAAGGGGUUUUUUGA